AUGGGUGCUAAUGUGGAUCACAGUGUAACUGGUACUUCUGGACCAUUUACAUACCGGGUCAAUGGACAGGUUAUACACAGGAUCGGGUCUCUACUACCUGACGAUGGUGCUCUGCCAGAAUAUUUACAGUUAUAUAUUUUUGACACCGAUAAUGAGCUAGAAAACAGAAAAAGAGCGUUCACUCAAGGUUCCUCCUCUUUGGCUAUCCCUGACAGUAUUAUUGUUCAGUUAAUUGAGAUGAUGGACAAACAUAACCACCUUGCAAAGACGUUUCGUCACGCCCGUGAUAGAUUUAAAGAGACUGGUACCAUUGAGUACAGUAUCACUCUGGUCAGUCAAACUAACCUUGGACGUCAGUAUGAUCUACCAAGUGCGAGCGAGAUUGGUGGAUUGAUUGUUGGGGACCUAUCUGCGACGUCUGUUGGUAGAGAUAUUGUUGUGGAGCUUAAAUCAUCUGCUUUGCAGCGAAUAAAUGAUCAACACCCCCUGAUGAUGAGUCUCCAAUAUCCAUUGUUGUUUCCGUACGGGGAGACUGGAUAUAACCAGAGACUGCCAUAUGAAGGUCCUCAGAUGUCUAAAAUAAGAAGAGAAUAUAUGACAAUGCGUGAGUUUUACGCUUAUCAGUUUCAGACUCGGCCAACUGAGGGAAUGACAAUCAUAAAAGGCGGGAGAUUGCUGCACCAGUAUAUUGUAGAUGCAUACACUGCAACCGAGCAAGAGAGAUUAAGGUUUAUUCUGUUGAACCAAAAGAAACUCCGAGCAGAUUUGUAUAGCAACUUGUGUGAUGCUGUGGAGAGCGGAGAUUCAGAUGCAACACAGCUUGGCAGGAAGAUCAUUCUACCUUCUUCAUUCACUGGUGGUCCUAGGUACAUGGCUGAGAAGUAUCAAGACGCAAUGGCUAUAUGUCGGUGGUAUGGCAAUCCUCAUCUGUUCAUCACAGUCACAGCAAAUCCAAACUGGGUGGAGUUAAAGCAUCAUCUGGACGCAUACGGUGGUGAAUCUGCUAAUAGCCGACCCGACCUUGAAUGUAGACUGUUCAAACUCAAACUGGAGGAGAUGGUUUCUGAUUUCAAGAAAGGAGUUUUCUUUCCCAAAACUUCUGCAGUUGUAUACACCAUUGAAUUCCAGAAACGAGGACUGCCUCAUGCCCAUAUUUUAUUAUGGUUAGAAGGCAUUAAGAAAGAAGCAACCACCUCAAUGAUUGAUCAGUAUAUAUCAGCUGAAUUGCCAGACAGAGAUGUAGAUCCUGAAGGUUUUGCAUUGGUCGACCGCCAUAUGAUUCAUGGGCCAUGCGGAAAACGUCGACCAACAUCACCUUGCAUGGACAAGGGAGAGUGCACCAAGGCUUACCCUAAGCCGUUAUCAGAUCAUUCACACAUUGACAAGUCUGGGUUUGUCAGAUACAGAAGGCGAUCAAAUCCCAAGCAUUUAGUCUUGAAGAGCAAUAUUGAGAUAGGGAAUCAGUACGUUGUCCCUCACAACCUCAGUCUCCUUAAAAAAUAUCAGGCCCAUAUCAAUGUUGAAUGGUGCUGCAGAACCAGUGCAAUCAAAUAUCUUUUUAAAUACAUUACAAAAGGUGUUGAUCGAGCUACUGUUCUUUUAAAGGAGGUGGAAAAAAGAGGCGAUGGGAAGGAGAAAAAGAAAGAAGGGGUGGAUGUGGUCAAUGAGAUAGAUAGAUAUAUGGAAUGUCGAUACAUCUCUGCAUGUGAGGCCUCAUGGAGAUUAUUUACCUUUCAGAUACAUCACAAUCAACCUAAUGUUAUUAAGCUGCAUGUACAUCUACCAGGUCAGCACUAUACUGUCUACGACGAGUCUUCUAACUUAGAAGAAGUUAUUUCAAAAGAAGACAUCGAGAAAACGAUGUUAACUGCAUGGUUUGUAGCAUGUGAAACGUAUGAAGAAGCACGAGACCUGACGUACGUUGAGCUCCCUACUAGGUUCGUUUAUCACACAUCAGGGAAACUAUGGACCCCCAGGAAAACGGGUGGAGCAAUAGGCAGGGUGGUUUACGUCAGUCCAGCGGCCGGUGAUAACUAUUUCUUGCGGAUUUUGGUAAAUGUUGUUAGAGGCCCAAGGUGUUACGAGGACUUAAGAACAGUUGGUGGUGUGGUGUUGAGAAGCAUGUUACGCACGCGGUUUGCUUGA
Brassica napus (rape) is the source of this 2145-nucleotide messenger RNA. RefSeq lists its product as uncharacterized. NCBI's taxonomy places the organism in Eukaryota, Viridiplantae, Streptophyta, Magnoliopsida, Brassicales, Brassicaceae. The transcript has 2 exons. The coding region runs from base 1 to 2145 and encodes 714 amino acids. The record is from RefSeq and is a predicted model, not a curated record.